AGGCUCAAGCCCUCUAAAUUGGAUAAGUGGUUUAGAAAAUGGAUGGACAUUAGCUACUUAACGCUUGUUUUUACUUUGACAUUCUACUUUGAACUUCUUCUCCUUAAACGGCAGCUUUUGUGACUCAUCCAGACCAAAAACAUGCAUGGAUAAAUAUUCUGUACAUUCAGUGGCGCAGUGUAAGAGGAAAGACUCUGGUCAAGGAUGUUUUAGUGACUGGAGCUGUACGUGAAAUUCAAGUGCUCAAAAUCUGCAGCUUGUUCAGAGCUUGUGCUUGAAAACAGAUGAAGAAGUGACAGGCAUGUACUUCUUUGGGAUUCACCUGCAUGUUAUAACAGCGUUUUGACCUCCAGGGCUCCACCCUGUCACAUGACUAAAAAUUAUUAGUAUUUAUUAUUCAUUAUCAAAAUGUGUUCCAGUUGUAAAUAUGAAUGCAAAUGCUCAUUUGUUCAUUGGGAAGGGUUGACACUUUUGCUGUAUUUGAACUCUGCGCUGUAACUGAGUAAAGUUUGUAGCAACAUGUAGCACAAACAUUUCUGUUGUGGCUCCGUUUCCCCGCGGCUCCGUAAUUAGUUUCCAUUAUCUUUGUCUCCAGGUGCGCUUUGUCAGGAACGUCACCUCAUGGAGAGAGAUGAAGCCCGGCUUCUACCACGGCCAUGUAGCUUAUCUGGACUUCUCAAAAUAUGGCGUGAAAGGUAAACCACUGUACAUCAAUGUCGUGCGUGAUCCCAUAGAGCGCCUUGUAUCGUACUACUAUUUUUUACGUUUUGGAGAUGACUACAGACCAGGCCUUCGACGAAGGAAACAAGGAGACAAGAAGACCUUUGAUGAGUGUGUGUCAUCAGGUGGGUCUGACUGUGCUCCGGAGAAACUGUGGUUGCAGAUCCCUUUCUUCUGUGGUCACUAUUCAGAGUGCUGGAACGCGGGCAGUAGAUGGGCUCUGGAACAGGCCAAAUACAACCUGGUAAACGAGUACCUGUUAGUGGGAGUAACGGAGGAACUCGAGGACUUCAUCAUGAUCCUGGAGGCAGCACUCCCACGCUUCUUUAAGGGAGCCACAGAUCUCUACAGAACAGGAAAGAAAUCGCACCUUAGGAAGACCACAGAGAAGAAGCCCCCCACCAAAGAGACAAUAGCCAAGUUGCAGCAGUCAAACAUCUGGAAAAUUGAAAAUGAAUUUUACGAGUUUGCACUUGAACAGUUUCAGUUUGUGCGUGCCCACGCCGUCAGGGAAAAAGACGGAGAACUCUUUGUCCUUGCACAGAGCUUCUUCUAUGAAAAGAUCUACCCCAAAGUGAACUAAAAGUCUCAACAGAAAAGCAUUACAGGGACAAGUCGUGUACACUGGGAAAGUACGAGACAUUAAGCAGUGCUGGUUUCACUGGGGUCUAGUUGGGAAAUCCUUUCAGACACUGUGGUGGAAUUUCUACUUUUUUAUUGCUAGUGCAGCUGUUGAGAAAACGAAGGUGUCAGUCUAUACUGUGAGAAAGAAUUUCCCAAACCUUAAGACAAGAAGGGUUUUUUACCAUGUUUGAUGUUUGGGUGGACUUUCAAAAUAAAAGCAGGAAACCUCAACUACUUUAGCAGCUUCAAAACAGUGUUUAAAAAAGUGCAGAUAGUCGCGGCUACAUUCCUACAUGCUGUGUUAACAUGUUUUUGGACCAAAUUGUAGCAAAAGAAAACAGAUUGGAUCAUUGCAUCCUUUGAUGCGUGACUGGUAAUUUUUUAUUCCACUGAGAUCGUCUCAAUUUUUACAUGUGUCACACAUUAUUUCAGUGAUUUAUCACAGAUAUUAAUGUGCAUGUUUUUUCUUAAAAGACAGCUGCUGUUCUUUUGGGGUUUUUUUAGUCUGAAAGGACAACCUGGAGUAGGAGAAAGGUACUAAUGACUAACAGCUGGAAUGUUUGAGUACAGUAUUACUCCAAGCAAGAAGAAACUGAUAGUGCCUUUAUAUUAAAGUACAGAACAUUUCUUUAAUAUUAUUUUUCCUCUGAUCCCACAUUCACUUUCCUUUUAUUUUGGCGCAUUGCUUCUAUGAUUACUGUUUUCCACUCUCCACACUCUGAAUAUAAACAAAUAACUGCAAGUUUGUGUGAUGAAUUUUGUGAAUAAGUUUGGUUGGCUUUUAAAAAGUGAUUUACUUGUUUUAUGCAACUUUAACCAAAUGAUACAGUCCCAGUCAGCAGUCCUGAAACCAGAGCAGACUUAGACCAGAGUUCUGUAGUAUGAAAUGACUUCGACAUACCCAGGAUAUAUUUCACAUACUGUAACAGUGGCAAUCAAGCUAUAAGCAGUAACACAAAAGUGUUGAUAAACUCCAUCCAAGCUAUGAGCACGUUCAUAUGAAAGGAGUGUUGGCUGUGUGCCUGAGAUGUAGACAAGUCCACUGACAUCAGAGCGAGGGAUUUUUACAAAGGAAGAUAAAACUAUAACAUUACAGUAGCAUGAAGAAAUUACACAAAUAACACACGUUGGAACUGGCACAGCUGCUGCAGACACAUCAGCAGUAUGAGUGUCUUGAACAGCAAAAGCCCUGUGUAAAUGUUUAUGGACUUUGGAUGGUAAAGCUAGAAAGGAGCUGCUGUAUUAAUGAAAUGCCAGGAAAGAAAGCCGCAAAAAUGCAGACUGUGAAAGUUGACUGUGUAUUAAUACUCUGUGUAUUAAUACUGGAGACAUUGAUUAUUUCAUUAAAAUUGAUAUUUACAUGAGUUUAAGAUAGUUUUAGAAUUAAAAUCUAUUAAAAUUUAUGUCCAGAAAAUGAUAUGUUUCAUUUUAGGAUCAUGCAUUCAGGGGCAUAGAACAGUUGAGAUUAAAAUUGUUUGCAGCCAGUAAGCAAGAAAAAGAAGAAAAAAAAAUCAAGGUUCACCUAAAUUCACUUAAUACUUGUGUAUAUAAAGGAUUUUUCCAUUGUUGUUCAAUUGUA
Messenger RNA from Neolamprologus brichardi, 2923 nucleotides. The record is from RefSeq and is a predicted model, not a curated record. NCBI's taxonomy places the organism in Eukaryota, Metazoa, Chordata, Actinopteri, Cichliformes, Cichlidae.